Dichotomopilus funicola is the source of this 2466-nucleotide messenger RNA. RefSeq names its product P-loop containing nucleoside triphosphate hydrolase protein. NCBI's taxonomy places the organism in Eukaryota, Fungi, Ascomycota, Sordariomycetes, Sordariales, Chaetomiaceae. The transcript has a single exon. Gene Ontology annotation, molecular function: nucleic acid binding; ATP binding. The record is from RefSeq and is a predicted model, not a curated record. Gene Ontology annotation, cellular component: nucleus. The coding region runs from base 1 to 2466 and encodes 821 amino acids.
AUGUACAACCGGUAUAUUCCUCCCACCAAGGGAAGGCCAACCGUCGACCAAUCACAAACCCAACCAGCUGCUCCCGUAGCCAACUUCUCCGCUGCGCAACCUUACUCUCGCUACAUUCCUGGCCAAGCCCCAGCAGAACCGGCCCCAUCUGCGCCCCCGCAACCACAACGAAUUGUCUUCAACGACGCCGAUCUCCCACCAAUCGAUCACAGCAAGCGGGCUCGAACGCUAGACGAAGAAUUGCCGGGGUGUGGGGAAAACAAGAAGUCCAAAAAGACCAAGUCGAAGAGGGGCAAGGAUGUGACCGAACACGGGGCUGGGGAGGAGUCUAAGUCACGUCAACGCGAGAAGACUGUGACCGCCGAGGAGAAUACAGUACCAGAAACUCAACCCGCGGCCAAUGGUGAUGUACUACCAGACGCCGACGCGGAACCCGUGCCAAACUCAGCGGAAAAAAGACCGAAGCGCGAUAAGAAGAAGAAAAAGAAGACGAUAGAUAGGGACGGCGAUACCUCAAUGUUUGACGCCGAGGACGACAGUAUCCGGCAGAGGCAUAAGGGAGUGUUUGAAAAGGUGCAAAAAGCCUUGCAGGUUAAGGAGGGAGUCGAGGAUUCCGACGAGGAAGAGUCGGAACCUGCGGAGGAGCACGGGCUCGAGCCUCUGCCCCAACCCGAGCCCGUGAUAUUCGACGAGUCGAAACUCACAUAUGAAACACUCCCGCCAUGGCUUGCUUCCCCGGUCCGCGUGGGCCCGGGUAUCACACGGCCGUUUACCAAAUUGGGGAUCUCUGCGGAGUCGUCUAAAGUCCUUGAAUCCAAGGGAUUUGGGGGUGCGUUCGCGGUACAGACAGCGGUCUUGCCCCUACUACUACCGUCUCCUGACAGGCAAGGGGACGUGGUAGUCGCCGCACCUACUGGCUCCGGGAAAACCCUGUCCUACGUCCUCCCGAUGGUUCACGACGUCAGCCAAAGCCGCAUCACGAGGCUGCGGGGCCUGAUCGUGCUGCCGACGAGAGAUUUGGUGCAACAAGUUCAGCUUGCCUGUGAGGCAUGCGCGCCCGCCUUUGCUCUCAACGGAGGCAAGAGGGUCAAGGUCGGCACGGCUAUCGGGAAUAGGGUGUUUAGGGACGAGCAGUCCACCAUUAUGGGCAUAGAGCAACGCUACGACCCCGCUGGUUACGAAAAGUCCAUUCAAAAACGGGACCGGCUUACCAUGGUGGAGGAUUCAGACGAGGAGGACGAUGGCUUUGAGUUGAACCCAACGGAGCCCCUGCCUCACCAUGUCAUCACCCACGUGUCUAAGGUAGACAUUCUGAUCUGCACUCCUGGUCGGCUGGUGGAACACAUCACCAAAACUCCUGGAUUUUCCCUUGAUUACGUCCGAUGGUUAGUUGUUGACGAGGCGGAUAAGUUGCUGGCACAAGAUUUCCAGAAAUGGUUGGACACAGUGAUGGGGCCGCUGAGCAACACCAGACCAGGGGCUCGCGACUUUCCCACUUCUAACAAGUCGGGCGUUCGGAAAGUUAUCCUUAGUGCGACGAUGACUCGGGAUCUGAGUUUGCUGAACGGCUUGAAAUUGUUCAGGCCGAAGCUAGUGGUGGUUGAAGGCACUAAGGCUGGCGAGCAAAACCUGCCUCCGCUCCUCAAAGAGUACGGCGUCAAGGUCCGGGAUCCGAGUCUCAAGCCUCUGUACCUGGUUGAACUACUACGAAGCAAGCAUAUUGCACCGGUCAGUCAGGAAGCGCCGGAGUCCAUGGAAUCUGAUACAGAUGAGUCGGGCUCAUCCUCAUCAGAGUCCGAAUCUGAAACCGAUUCGGAUCUAUCAGCAUCAGACUCAGAUUCCGAGUCGUCGUCCUCCUCCGAAGACGAAUCAAACGCCAAACGCACCGCGGCCAGCGCGCCGACCAAAAUUAACAGCAGACCCCCUAAAUUCCCCACCACCGCCCUCAUUUUCACAAAAUCCAACGAAUCUGCCCUUCGCCUUUCCCGCCUCCUCGCUCUUCUCGCUCCCGAUCUCGCACCCCUCAUCGGCACCCUCACCUCCUCAACCAAAACCUCCCGCCGCGCCCGUACUCUACGCGCCUUCGCCUCCCCCUCCAGUCAACUCCGCAUCCUCGUCGCCUCCGACCUGGUCUCGCGCGGCAUCGACCUGCUCAACCUUGAGCACGUCAUCAACUACGACCUGCCGGUCACCGAGACAUCGUAUGUCCACCGUGUUGGGCGGACGGCGCGUGCCGGGCGGAAGGGUUGUGCCUGGACAUUGGUGGAACAUGCUGAGGCGAGACGGUUUUGGAGGGAGUUUGCUGGUGAAGGGAAUGGGGCGGUGACCAGUAUUGGGAGGGAAGGGACGGUGGAGAGGGUGAAUGUGGUGGGUGAGGGAGGCUUUGGGGAGGAGAAGGUGGAGGAGUAUGAGAGGGCGUUGGAGGUUCUGAGGAGAGAGGCUGUUGGUGGGGAGGGGAGGAGGUAG